This is a messenger RNA of Paraglomus occultum, 1389 nucleotides long. The record is from the annotation of a GenBank genome assembly. Lineage: Eukaryota; Fungi; Glomeromycota; Glomeromycetes; Paraglomerales; Paraglomeraceae.
AUGGAAACUGAUAAACAUCUAUUUAGUGAAAAUAAACAAGCCAAUGGCAAACGUAAUGAAUCAAAGCCUGUCAAGGAUAUAAAAGCCGAACCGAAGAACGUCAAUGGCCAUCCCAACUUAAUACAGACGUUCCAAAAGAUGUUUCACUUGGAUGUUCCAGAUAAAUCGACAAAAAGUUCAUCUGAAUCUGACGAAGAUAAAGGCGAAUCUAAUAUUUCACGUGGUGAAAAACGAUUAUCUUCAACGACGACUGGCUCAAAACUACGUUUCCAGAAGUUAACAACCGAUUCACAUGUACACAACUUACAGCCAAGCAAGAGGGCUCAUCGCGUUUCCGCUAUAUUGAAAGAACUUGGAUUUAUUUCUCAUAAUCACCACGAAGAACAAACACCAACAUCUCAUAAUAAUGGACCUAGCGAGAAAUCCUCGCGAAGUGAGUGCUCUUUCGCUGAAAAAUAUGGAACUUGUAAAGAGAUUAUUGGCAAAGGCGCCUUCGGUAUUGUUCGUAUCGCUCAUAAAGCUGAACCAAAAAACCCAGGAGGAAAACUGUUUGCCGUCAAGGAGUUUAGGAGGCGUCACAAUGAACCAACAAAGAAAUAUAUUAAGCGUCUUACCUCCGAAUUCUGUAUCUCAUCAUCCUUACAUCACUUGAAUGUCAUUGAUACCUUGGAUCUAAUGCAAGAUACACAAGGAAAUUACUGUGAGGUAAUGGAAUACUGUGCUGGUGGAGACCUUUACUCGCUAAUUAUUGCGUCUGGCGGUGGUUUGGAGCUUGAGGAGGCGGAUUGUUUCUUCGGCCAAUUGAUCAACGGAGUCAAGUAUUUGCACGAUAAUGGUGUCGCUCAUCGCGACCUGAAACCCGAGAAUCUACUUCUCACCGCUGCUGGAUGUUUGAAGAUUACCGACUUCGGAAAUGGUGAAUGUUUCCGAAUGGCGUGGGAAACUCAGGCUCAUCUUUCGCGUGGUGUUUGUGGCAGUGAGCCCUACAUAGCACCGGAAGAGUAUACUGGGAAUUGGUUUGAUCCCAGAUUAGUAGACAUAUGGGCUUGUGGUAUCAUAUACAUGUGCAUGAUAACCGGCAGACAUCCAUGGCGCAUUGCUAAAUGGCAGGAAGAUGGUCAAUACCGGUUAUAUGCCGAAGCAAAGGCAGACGGCCGUGUUUUAAGUCAAUUCCAGGGAUUGAGUAAUGGUUCCCGUCGUAUGAUGAGCAAGAUAAUUGAACCAAAUCCCAAGCUUCGCGUUCAUGCCGAGAAGAUCACCCAGGAUCAGUGGUUUGCUACAAUAGUCAUAUGCUUCAAGCCUCCCUCUGCAGGAUCAUCUGGUGUGGGAACUUGUACUAGCAGUCAUCAUGAUUCUGUACUGAGUAACAAGUUGAGCGUAGCUUCAUAG